Messenger RNA from Manihot esculenta (cassava), 2686 nucleotides. RefSeq lists its product as uncharacterized. Lineage: Eukaryota; Viridiplantae; Streptophyta; Magnoliopsida; Malpighiales; Euphorbiaceae. The transcript has 6 exons. The coding region runs from base 397 to 2148 and encodes 583 amino acids. The record is from RefSeq and is a predicted model, not a curated record.
AGCAACCACUCUCUUCUGGCUUAAACACCAAAACCCAGACUCUCCGGUCUCUCCCAUAUCUACUACCCUUCAAAUGCAAGUCAUUUUCUGUUAAUUUUCAUAUUUUUAUUUUUCAAAUAAAAAGGUGUAGCUCUUUCCGCCGCCAGAUAUAUAUCCGGCGUUAUCUCCGGCUGAGGUAAUUUGAGUGGGAGGAAGCUUUUGAGUGUGUUUCAUUUUGUAUGGCUGGAGCUCGAUCUUUAUCAAUGGCUUCUACGAGAAAAACGGCAUCUGGUUGGUUCCGGAGGGAUACUAGUUCGAGCUUUUGUGUGUGAAUCACACUCCUGUGCAGAGGGGAAGAUAGUCAAGUGAGUUGGUGUCGUCGAUUCAGUGAGUCUGUGAAAUUGGAUAGCAGCGGAAAUGUCUUUCCAGAAUAAAAGCUUUUGGAUGUCAAGUGAUGUAGGAUGUCUAACUGAUGGAGAGAUAGGUUAUGAUAGUUCCUCAAGAAUUGAGCCAAAGCGUGGACAUCAGUGGUUUAUGGAUGCCACUGGACCAGAACUAUUCAGCAACAAAAGGCAAGCAAUUGAAGCUGUUGGUAACAGGCCAGUUUUGGGAACUCCUCACAUGAACAUUUCUCCAUGGCAUAAUGCUUCCAGUUUUCAGUCAGUUUCAGGGCAAUUCAGUGAGCGCCUGUUUGGGUCUGAGGCUGUGCGGACUGACAAUAUGGUUGAUAAAAAUGUUCCUUCUGCUGCUGGUGGAAAUAUGAACAUAAAUAUUGGAAGAAAGGAUUUCAAUGAUCAAUAUGGUAGCAAUUCCUCCAUGGGUUUGUCUGUGUCUCAUACCAUCCAGGAUCCCUCAGGAUAUAUCAGUUUUGGGGGGAUCAGAAAAAUUAAAAUCAAUGAAGUUAGGGACUCCAACAAUGACAUUUCUUCAUCCAUGGGGCACUCCUAUUGUCAAGGAGAUAACAGUGCAAUUUCAGUGGGUACUACCUAUAGCAAGCAUAAGAGUGAUGCCAUAUCUUUGGGUCCAGCUUAUACUAAUGGGGAGGAGAAUACCAUUUCAGUUGGCCCCAACUUCAGUAAGGCAGAUGGCAAUUUCAUUUCAAUGGGCCACUUCUUCAACAAGGUAGAUGGAAAUUUCAUGUCAAUGAGAAAUUAUAACAAGGGAGGUGACAAUAUCUUAUCAAUGGGUUUGGACAAGGGAGAUGCCAACUUUAUAACAAUGGGUCUGUCAUAUGAAAAGGAGGAUAGCAAUAUCUUAUCAAUGGCUCAUUCCUUGAGCAAGGGACAUGAAAAUUUCAUUUCAAUGGGCACCACCUAUGAUAAAGCAAAUGAGAAUUUCAUUUCUGUUGCUCCCUCCUAUAGCAAGGGAGAUGAUAGCAUCAUAUCCAUUGGUGCCAGUUAUGACAAGGCAGAUUCCAACAUGCCUUCCAUCUGUUCUGCUGAGGGAAAGGAAGUUCCCAAUGUUCUGUCCAUGGGACACAACUAUAAUAAAGGUGAGAGCAAUAACAUAUCUUUUGGAGGCUUUCAUGAUGAACUGGAUGCAAAUCCUUCUGGCACUACUAUUAGUGGAUAUGAUGUGUUAAUGGGUAAUCAGAACUUGGCUCAAACUUCAGGAGUACCUGGUCUAAAAGAUUUUGUUCAGUCAAAUGCAGACCCAACUGUAAUUAAUGCCUCAACAGUUAAUUCAAAAUUUGAUAUGGUCCCCAAGAACAAAGAUGCCAAGACAUCUAAGAAGGUUCCCCCAAACAACUUUCCUUCAAAUGUCAAAAGUUUGUUAUCGACUGGAAUGCUUGAUGGGGUUCCUGUGAAAUAUGUUUCAUGGUCAAGGGAGAAAAAUCUUAAAGGAAUUAUAAAGGGGACUGGGUAUUUAUGUGGUUGCCAGGAAUGCAACUUCACUAAGGCUCUGAAUGCUUAUGAAUUUGAACGUCAUGCUAGCUGCAAGACCAAGCACCCCAACAAUCAUAUUUACUUUGAGAAUGGAAAGACCAUUUAUGCAGUUGUUCAGGAGCUCAAGAACACCCCACAGGAGAUGCUGUUUGAUGCAAUCCAAAAUGUGACUGGGUCUCCUAUUAAUCAGAAGAAUUUCCGCAGCUGGAAAGCAUCAUAUCAAGCUGCCACCCGCGAACUUCAGCGUAUCUAUGGAAAGGAGGAAGUUGCCAUGCCAUCUUGAGAUGAAGAUCCUAGUUUUGGAAAAAGUAAGGCAGUAUAUUCUGUGUAUAGCCGCCUAUAUAUUUGGUAAAUUAUAAACUUGAUUUGGGAUUUUAAUAAUUAUGAGACAACAUUUAUUUAUAUAUAUAUAUAUUUAUCUUUUUCUUAGAAAACAAAAUUCUUAAAAUAGAGUUAGCUAUCAUGUAUAUAUAUGAUUAGCACUGGAGGUUCCUUCUCCAUUUUUAGUUGAGGUGACAGAAGGGGUUUGAUGGAAGUCAUGCAACAAGCCCUUUUGGGGAGAAGAUGAACAAAUACUUAAUUGCACAACUGAUAGAUUGAAUGAAUAUCUAUGCCCUCUUAGUUGCAGGAUUGGCGAGCGGCAGUGUGUUAAUGCGAAUGCUAGUCCUGGUGUCUAGUGUGAAUUGCUAGUUCUUCAUUUUGUUCCAGAUUAUCAGUUUUCUUUGCAUUUUUCCAUCUCAAAUUGUAGUAUUUGCCACACAUUACGAUGGCAUAAUGCUUAAUGAUGAACAUUUGAAUAAUGGAUUAGAAUCUCUUAUGAC